AGUAUAAUACAUUUUAAUAAGAUCCAGUCAGAAAAUAAUACUUGCCAUUGAUAUUCUUACUAUAGUAAUUUUGGAAGAUAAAAGCUAUAGAAAAAUUGGACAAAAUAGUUAGAAAGGCAACAAUUUUGAAUAUUCGCUAAGAAAAACAACAAAGAAAAAAACACAUUGUACAAAUAAAAACUAGAAGAAAUAAAUUUGAUUCAUCAAAAUGCUGCAACUUGUCAUAAAAGUGUUAAAAGGUGGAGAGUGUCAGCUUGAGGUCAACGAAGAAACUAGCAUUUUGGAAUUGAAGAAGGAAAUCUCAAAAACAUUAAAUAUUCCGGUGCCACGACAGAAAAUCCUGCACGUUGGCCGUACAUUACAUGAUGACAAACCACUGAGUGCAUUCCCACAAAUAAAAAGUGGCUCCAAAUUGACGGUUGUGAUGAAAGAGCCCGAACCACUAAAAGAUGUUAUGUGCAAAAUAUUCAAAAAAUAUUAUUCAGACGAGCAAUCCGAAUUCAUGGCAAAGGAAUUUAUGGCCGAUUUUGACAAACGUUUAGAACAAUUAAGUCUCGACGAUUUCGAGCGUAUGGCCACGUAUUACUUGGAACGUGAUCGAAAACUGUUUCGCGAAUAGAUCAAAUUCAUCGGAUUUUGUGAAUGGUUUUUGUAUUGGAAAUGAGAAGGAGUAGGGAAUUAAGAGAAAAAAAAACUACAAAAUAACAAAAAGUUCCAAGAAAAUUAAACAUAUUAUUUGUUUUGUUUUUUUUUUUUAAGUUAUCGGACGAUUAUGAUAAAUAUUACUUAAUUUCAAUGAGCUUGUAAUCAGAACUGAAAUAAAUCGAAAAUACAGACAAAAAACUCACAAAUUGCAGAAACGAAAUAAAAAAAAAUCAUCAUCAUUUUGUACAUUUAAAUAAGAAAGAAACGACAAAUGAAUAAAUGUGUAUUGUUUUGGUUCAUCAAAG
Molecule: messenger RNA, 950 nt
Organism: Contarinia nasturtii (swede midge)
Lineage: Eukaryota; Metazoa; Arthropoda; Insecta; Diptera; Cecidomyiidae
Product: ubiquitin-like protein 4A
Exons: 2
Coding region: 209-619 (136 amino acids)
Biological process (GO): post-translational protein targeting to endoplasmic reticulum membrane
Molecular function (GO): protein binding
Source: RefSeq, a predicted model, not a curated record